This is a messenger RNA of Amoebophrya sp. A25, 7752 nucleotides long. Lineage: Eukaryota; Dinophyceae; Syndiniales; Amoebophryaceae. The record is from the annotation of a GenBank genome assembly.
CAAGCCAUCUCAUGUUUUAGAUGGAUUCUAUAUAUAACCCUCUGCUAGUUCUUUCCCUGCCAGACCUGUCCUUCCUUAUCCUUGUGCAAGUGUAUUGAUUCCAGCACCUCGUGCAUCUGAUUCUUGGAUCUCGUAUCUAGUUAAAUCUGCACAGAGUUUCUGAAACCUAGGAAUUGUGUCGUGUUGUGGUCUUCUCAAUAUUUACAAUAGCUUUGUUCUCUAGCCUUACCCAUAUAUAUUAAUGUAAUUUUUGCGUAUAGCUAUAGCUACAGGAGGAGAGGUCAAAUAGAACAAAAUAUAUGGUACCUACAACCCACCUCGCCCUACGCCUACCUUUCUUGUUUAUUGGUUCAUUCGUAUUAUUCCGUCCUCGUCUUCGACGUAAGAGGUAGAUGCAAUAUGUCUAUCAAGGGUGCACAGAACAGAACGUAGCCGUAAGUACGUGUAUUAUUAGCUACACACUAUUGACUAAGUAGGGCUCUACUUGGAAAAAUAUUUUUUGUUUCCUCCAAUUCCGAUAUCCUAGACAACUCGUUGAUGAAGUCCUCUUGCAAGUCGUUGUUAAUCAAGUACAGUAGCAGUAGUUUCAACUACUUAACUACUCACGAGGUUCCUUCUCUGACGCAGACGAAGUUUGUCCACCUCCUACAAGGGGACAAGAACUACUACGUGUGUUUUUCGAUGAGAUUAUAUCUUUAGUCAUACUUGGUAUUGGUAUAGAAGUAGUAGAUAUUGACAACAUUCGUUGUAGUCUCGGGAUGAUAUCUAUAUCAUUUGUUGUAAAACCAGAAAGUCAAAAAUCGGACGACUCCUCUUCUUGAGUGAAUCGUUUAUUUUUUUUCGUCGUAAUUAUGUAGUUUAUGUUUAUGAAAAAAUGACGAAGAUCAUGAGGAUGACAAAAAAGCAAGGACAAGAACAUCUUCAGCACGAGGACACUAAAGAUAAAGGUAGUCGUGCUCCUCGUGGGGGGGAAAUUUAUUCCCUAUUGGAUGUGGUGCCAGAAGCUGCUUUGGUCGUAAUUUUCGAGUGCCUGGACCCGCUAGCAUCUUUGUAUGUACUCCAGGUUUUAGGCCGUGUGUCGUUUCAGCAACAUCCGAACAUCACGAGUACUACUGCGACAAGUAGAAGUGAGACGUCGUCGACGAGCAAUAGUUGUGCUGUCGCUCUUGAUGUAGUUGUGAGUCCGACAUCAUCAAGCAGGCCCCCCAACAAGAAGGACAAAGCCGACGAAAAUGGAGGUCAAUUAAUUUGUAAGUCGAAUGGUGCUCCGUCAGUAUGGGGUACUUCACAAUCAGCCCUUUUCCGUUACCGCAUAGACUCGAAGAGUGUGCCAAACGACUUGUCAGAUCUCGUUCAUCGACAGCAGAACAAAAAUGAUGUCCAUGCUGAGCAGAACAACAGCAUCUUGAGUAAAAACUCUACUAGUACCUCCGUAGUAGAAGAACUAUUAGACAAGGACCGUCGGGAUCGGGUUCGGGAUAUCGAUUUGAUUAGCGCAGGUGUUGCAGCAACCGCUUUCUUGGCUCUCUCCACUAGUGGUGCUGUUUCUAUUCCCGUUGAGGGCGUGCCGUUGCAGUUUGGACAAGAUGCUGUUGUCCUGCCACUCGUGCAUUUCGUUACUGGGAUUGUGUUAUGGCUGCUGGAAUAAAGUUUAAUUUAAGUACUCCUGUGACUCACUAGUAUUUUCCCAAAUACAACAAGCAUCAGCACCAUCUUACUCUUCUUUUCAUCCUCUAAUCCAACCCGUCCUGGCUCGCUUACCGCUCCUCCAGACCUUACACAUUAGUAAUUUGAGUUUACGGGACACGAGGCAAGACGUCAGCGAAUUGCUGAUGCUGUUGCAAGAGGGUUCUUGCCUCAAAGAGAUCCGGAUCGGAGCGCCGAUAUUUGAUGUCUCGCACUCCAGUUUGUUCCUCCAACCUCCCACUUCUAGCGCGGGAACUGAAACUGCCUCGGUAAACGUAAACAGAAGUCCAAGUGUCACUGCAGCUUACGCUCCAGGAUUACUCUCGUCGGAUGUCAGAACCCUUCUAUCUGCUGGUCCUAGUACUGCUACCCCUACCGUCUCUCAAGCUGGCUCAACGACUGUAGGACAGAUCUGCGCAGGCAUGUUCCUGAACGAUAUCUGUCAACGUGGACAGAUUUUCAAUACUCCUGGGCUUGGGCACCAAGAGACAAGUGGUGGUAGUGCUGUUUCUACAUCUGCGACAUCAACUAUUACAGGGCCGUCUACUAGUACUAUACUUUCUACCUCUUCUGUAGCGAACAGUGCUACAUCGAGUGAUAGUACAAGGACAAGCUCGUCUAGCGGUGCUGGAAACGUUAACCCGUCAUUAAUAGUGAACAUGACUCAUACUUCAGCAGAACGCGAAGUUGCUUCACAACUACUUGAAGAUGAGGAGGACGAAGAGGUGAAGCUUUUCGGUAGUAGUAUCUUAGCACGCUUGAGCCCUGAAGAGCGUAGUUUGGUUGAGACAUUAGCGUGGUUGCGUGGCUGGUUCUCCCGUAAAUUCGAGGAACGAUCGCAAGAGGACUAUCGGACACAGGUCUCGAUUAUUGCGAAAGAGGAAGAACAGCUGACUCAAAAGUUGUUGCGACUGCAUCCGUCCAAUGGCUCUCUUAGUAUUAAGGCUCAACUUUCAUCAUAAUUGGUCAUGGAAGUUGGUCACUGACACCGAAGCGGAGACCCCUUGAGACAACACGGGAAAUCUAAGGGAAGAAGGGGAAAGCUCUGUAAGGGGCCUUGUCCCGUUCAGAGUCAGUGACCAAUGUAUGACUGCUGGCCUUUAAUAGUAGCAUGGUAGGUGCUGGGACUAGUAGUGCCGAUCUGAUGCGUCUUUCGUGGAACAUCGGCUCUCCGACUCCGAUGGAAUAUAUGGAUCAUAGUGGUCCCACUUCUCGGAAGAUGUCCCAUGAUAGCGUUCUUGACAACGGGGGAAUAUCAGGUUCGGAAUCUAGUGGCCCUUACCUUGAUACAGGAGCACAACAUCCUCUCUCAAUGACUUCUCGCCGUCUUAAGCAAGUAGCGUCGAGCUCGAGCGCCUUUUCCUUGUCCGAAAGGUCCCCACGAAGCAGCCCUUGCAGGAUGGAGCUUGAAAAUAGCGAUGCCUUAAUAUCGUCAAGCCAGGAUCCUGCAAGCAAGGACCAAGAUACCAAAGUCGUUGUUUCUUCGAUAACUACGGUGACACAAUCACAAGCACAUCAACCUCAUGAACGUGAUCUUUUCCAUCGGCCAAAUAUGUUAUCGUCUCCUCGUUUAGCUUUAGCACGACAAGAAUCGUUGAUGGACCAUGGCCCUGAUGACAGUGCGCCCACUUCUUCUAGCAUGUGUGGUCCAGCGUCGGCUCCGGCAGCACGGGGUGUAGGAGCAGGGGAACUACAUCAACUACGAGUACAUCAUGGUCUUAGUUGUAGAGGCUCUCGAGAAAGGGUUCGCUCAGUACCCGCGAACCUGAUGAACCGUGGAGGAGCAGAGAACAACCUACAGAGGUCUGUUGCUGAUACCCAACGAACUGACAGUCAGGAUCAAAAUGCUAACCAAAAAACUCUACGCAGGCCAAGGCCACGCUCAGGUGAUCGUCAGCAACAAAAAUACGAUACGCAGGGUAGCUGGAGCUGCAGGUGGAAACCCAACACAGAUCAGAAGUCCUUCUCACGUUCACAAAGUGAUACGUUGGGAAGAUCACCCUCCACUGCUGCUUCAUCUAAAGCUAGUGCAGGCGAGAUCGACACGACUAGUAAAGACUCCUUUGCGCCCCAGAGCAGAGUUGCAGACCCCUCAAGUUCAAGAACAUUCGAUAGACCACCUCAAGAGCAGCAUCGUUCCUCCUCUUCAAUACAACCACAAGCACAUGAAUCUUCUGGAAAAAGAGUAAGAACAUCCUCACACGUGCUCACGCCUGUCAACGCCACUUCAACGGCAUUGCCAAAUACUUCAUCGAUGCCAAAUACGAAUCCUCACAGUUCUUUGGCUACUAAUUCUAGCUCUACUACUAUGCCGAGAACGAUGAUGAACCCCACGGCCCCCAGUGGUCCCUCGUCGUUUUCAUCAAUGCGCGGUGGUGUUGCUGUUCCGUUCAUGUCUCCUCCUCUCAGUCGGGUAAGCAGUUAUCAUAGUCAGUUCGGCAUGGGUUCUUGCCCCGACGACUCCGAAGACGAUGAAAUGAGUAUGACCUGGCAACCUAAAUUAAAAAUCACGCCUUCAGGUUUACUACUCUCGGGAGAAGGGGCUACACAAACAGGAGCAGAUCAACAAGGCCAGCAGCCACUUUCUCCAAGUAGUAGUGCUGGAUCGAUUCUGCGAUCUGAUACACCAAAGUUGAAAGAAGAUCAUAGCUCCACGAACUCGAAGAGCCUCCCUUUUGUAACUGCACCAGGCGGAACGACACCGACACCCUUGUCAGCCACGACAUCUUCGACCGCGCACGAGCAAGUAGUACGGUCGAAGAUGUCGUGGCUGACGAGGUCGACUACUACAUCAAGCAGUACGAAGAACAAACACACCUUCGACGCUGCUGGAACUCCUGCUACGACUUCUGCUUCAGGUUCAUCUCAACAGGAUCAGCAGCACGACCGAUUAAUGCGAGAAGUGGCGUAUCGGAUAUGGCAACUGGAUCAAGGUGUAUGCAGUGUGCCAGCGUGUCUGAUGCGCGGCCUUGCUGGACAGCGCAUGCUCCGUUCUCUAUCACUGUCCCGCGUGACGCCAUCGUCUCUAGAAGCGGUGCCACAGCUCUUCUUGCCGAAUUUGCAGACUCUGACCUUGCAUUUCUCGUUGGACAGACGCUUUGUUUGGAACAUUGGUCACUUGUUUUGCACGCCUAAACUCGAAGUCUUAGCCGUGGAAAACACGAGUCCCAACGCUCCUUGCAACGACCUAAUUUCCGAUUUUCCAGUCCUAGAAGGAGCGGAGAAACUUUUGAGCGACUUGGCGGCAGAAGAACUGGAACAAGAAGAUGCCCCUGAGGCGUUUUUCCUGGACGAUAGUACUUGUAACAUGAAGAUCGUCGACUCCAACAACCUGCAUUUCAAUGCACAAAGAGCAUCGUUGAAUUCCUUUUUGCGUGAACAACGGGAAUCAGUAACGUGUGAGCCAAUUCUAGAAGACCUCCAUUGUGAGGACGAUCCCGCCACUCGGUCUCUGACGAGAAAUGAUAUGCACCAGGAGGUCUUGGCCUCAAGGAGUGAUUCAAAAACUUCUUCCGUGGGAUGUUCCUUUUCUGCAGAAUCCGAUGAUGCACGUUCGUCGUCGCAAUCUUCCGAGAACUCGUGGAGCAAUGGACCGCAUAAGAAAACGCGCCUAAGCAACUUCCGCUGUCUGAGGAUACGAAGGAUGUGCUUAAAGUUAAGCCAGGGUUGAAUGUACUUCUAAGUGAUAGUGAGUCGUUAUAAAGUAGUUAAACCAACAUACAAGCGAAGUUGGUAUUUCACUUCAGCAGCUUUUUUUUUCCUCUAAUCAAAGUCGAAGAGGUUCGUCCAGUAUUAUCGCUGCUCUCUUCUGCACGACCGGAGAAACUAGAACGUGUGGCUUUCGUCUGCGACCCAGCAUUGCCGCUUACUGUUUUCGUAAUUUUUAUUUUUUCGCUUCUAUUUUGCUUUUGGUUAGCAUAUUAAGCCAUGAGUGAUAACAGUGUUGUCCUUGUUAGUUACUCAUAACGUCAGUCUCUUUCCAUCGUGUUGGAACCUAGUAGGUCCUCUUUUCCUACAAGCUGUCAGCUACAUCUUUAACUCACACAUAUCACACGUCACUGCAGGAACUAGUGAAAAUGCGCAUCGGUCUAGGGCUUCCUGCGUUUGGUGCUCAUCGUGGUGGAAUCCUGGGAUGUCGGGAGUGGCCUGCUAGUUGGCCCGCGGUCCGAAAAUUUUGGCCUGACAGAAACAGCGUCACGGGGUUUGCAGUCUUCAAGUCCGACAUUUCUUUCUCCGAAUUUGGGGAGGACCCAAGUAACCACUGGAAUAACCGAAUGAGUAAGAAAGAACGGGCUUUCUUCGAACACUUGGCAACGUUCAUACGCGAACAAUGGCUAGGUGGUGGGGAACACGGUGUUGAACAAGUUUUGUAGAAGGAGGGGUAGCGGCUUGAAAAACUACAAAUAAACCUACUUCUAAUAGAAAUUAAAUGAUUAAAUAGUAUACCUGAUGCUCGGCUCCACCACAAAUUGUAUAUACCUGAUGCUGAUACAGAAGCAAGAGUUUGACAUAUUUAUAUGUCUUCUUUGCUCGAUGAGCAGAUGAGGCCCCGUUGUUGUUCAGAGUAGAGUAAGCUUGAAAAAUUACUCGAUUAUGAAGGGCAAGGCAGAUCAACUCUUUUUUCCUUGUUCUUAGUGUAGGCAAAGAUUUUUUCCAAUACAUCAUAAGACGACAGUUUUUUUGGAUUCUUGUGACAGGAAUCUUAUAACCACUAGCAUGGUGCUACUGCUACAGAAAAAAGAUGAAUCACUUUUAUUUCUCUUCCGCGUCCUCCCUUAAUGCCUAAAACAGACACUGAUAGCGUUUGAUUCGUCCUCAUAUAGAUUUUUGAUUAGUGUUGUAGUCAGUAGUCUCAUGAUUGUCCUUUGAUUCAUUGCUAUUGUACCCUUCGUACAGUAUGUGUAUGAGCAUGCAUGAUUUGCGUGUCUUUUUUGUGAUCAUAUACUUACAUUUUUUUUAGGUAGUACAUACAACUUAAUUUCUCGUCCAGCUUUUGAUACCCUUUUCGUCAGCUUUGUCUGAUUCGUGUACUCCUGGUAUUCACCCAUAGUUUGUCAGCAUCAAGCAGGCGUAGCAAGCAGGUUUUUUCACUAUCAAUCUUCACACCGCACACCAUUAAGGAAGAAGUCAAAGUAGAAAAAUGAAUGUCGUUACCACGAAAGUGAGGCUGGAUUCAAAAUCGUCUUCAUUUGGGUUACGACAGUGCAACCACAAAAUGUAUAAUCUACUUACGACUGAAUCUUCACAAAGCACCAGCACCUCCAUCAGAUAUUCGAUUUCGAUGUGAUGAAGAAGAAGAAGGAGGCUCACUCGAUCAAGCAUGAUGCAACCGAUCGCUAAUACCGCGCAAACCUCGUUUCUUCUUGCAAACAUGUUCAUCAAUCACUGUUUACCUUUAGAUGAAGAUCUUGGCAUUGAUCAUAGACCUAAGAGUCAUAGCUUUAGUUAGCUACUAGUACUGAUUCGUCUUAUUCUUGUAAGAGUAAGAAUAGCGAUUUCAUAGUAAUGAAUCGAGCGUCGUCCUCGUCACGACCAACAACAUACUGGUUGUGCUUAUCUUACGCAUCUCUAUAAGAAAUCUAAGACAAAGACCCACCAAAGAACCAUUUUUUAACAUAAUCUUCAACCCGCUACAAAUACAUUAUCACUCUCUCUCUCUUUCAUUCACAUAAUUGCCGUAACUACUUUGUAUAGCUACAGAAUCAUUGGUCUCAUACUCAUAGUCAAACAGCAGCAUUGAUUAACGUGGAAAUCUCCUGUACAGAAGUUGAUGGAGUUGUAUCAUUGAUUAACACUUGGACUCAUUGGGAUUGGAGACCUGUUUUAACAUAUUAUCAACUCCAUGAAGAUCAUAGGAAAAACUGAAAACGAGAAGGGAAUCUUGAUCUUUCUUCAGAGACAAACUCUGAAAAUGAUCUGUGUGCUGAUGUUAGUUCAUGCUCAUCCUCCAACAUCUAUUUCUAUGUUCUACUUUAGUACAUCUACAUGAACACCCAUCUUCUGUGUGUGAUGCUGAUGGCCAUUUGAUCUUGCAAAGAAACCGAAGAGGAUCUCCUGAAGCGGACG